Messenger RNA from Solea solea (common sole), 2933 nucleotides. RefSeq names its product G-protein coupled receptor 22-like. Bases 1577 to 2893 code for a protein of 438 amino acids. The record is from RefSeq and is a predicted model, not a curated record. Gene Ontology annotation, molecular function: peptide binding; G protein-coupled receptor activity. Lineage: Eukaryota; Metazoa; Chordata; Actinopteri; Pleuronectiformes; Soleidae. Gene Ontology annotation, biological process: G protein-coupled receptor signaling pathway. The transcript has 3 exons. Gene Ontology annotation, cellular component: membrane.
AACGAGGGAGUAGGUAGAGAGAAGAGAGCAGAGCAGAGGAUAGAGAGAUACCAGGAGUGCAAACCAUUGCACUCCAAUCCAGACUGUUAGGGAGGGUACAUAGACACUUGGUGAGAUGAGUAUUCAGACACCAAUCCACAUGGAUGAUAAGAGAAAAACAAGGACAAAAGAGGAAAAAGAAGAAUCCCACCAACAUCUCUGUCAGGACUAAUCUCUGUGGACUUGUUUUUGGGUUUUUUUUCUGCCUGGAACUCAGGAAGGAAAGAACAUCUGUCAGAAGUGUGACCCUUAUAUGUUCAUUAAUAUCCAGUCCUAAUUCUUGGAUUAUUGCUGAAAGGAGCAGAGGAUAAAUCAGAAAUUGAUAUCCGUCAAACGUAGACUGUUGCAGAGGUGGAGAGGAGAGGGGACAGAGUGGGUUAUGGACCAGUCCCGGAUCAUCUGUGUUUAUCCUGCAUGGUCACUGAGAAAGAAAGAUGUGGGGCUGAAGGACGGACAGGAGAUGCUGUGUGCUUCCUAAAGCAUUGUCUGAGGUCUUUUUUUUUUUAUAAAACAUAAGUGGGCUCUUACUUCCACUACCUCAUAAGGAUGACCUUCUUCCAUACUGCUGCACCAACUGCCCUCUCAAGCUCAAAUAAAUAUUGUCAGAUAAACAAAAAAGAAACAAAUGUCACUAUGAUCACACUUCAUGGUGAUUGGAUACAUAUGCAUCCUGAGCAUCUGCUUCGCUCGAGCCGUCUCCAGUGAUUUAGGGAUCAACGUGUCAAGAGGUAGAACUGGAGAUCUGUGCUCGAGUUCCAAGUCAAUGGCGGCUGGAGCCAGGCGUACAGAGACUGAUGGGAAAGGUGGAGAGUGAAGGCCUGUUCCAUUAGUGAUCCCAGGAGACACAUGGGCCUGGAUGCUGCCUGGAUGCACUGACCUCUCCUGGACCGAUUCUGGACGUUACUGUGCCGCACACUGGGGAAUCUACAUGAACAUGGCUCACUGACUCUUGGAGUACAACCUAAUGGAUGUAAAACAUUUUCUAUAUUUAUAGAUCUAACUACGACACUCUCCCUGGGGACAAUAAGCAAAAAGCAAGGGUUUGGAUUGUAGUGUGAGCAGUGCAUUCCUUCCUCUGUGCAGGGGAAAGAUUCUCCUUCCGGGGAAUAUCAUGAGAUUAUAAACAGGAGGCGGCUCCGACAUCUUAUCCCUGUUCCAAUCACCCAUCAGUGCUACCACCAUUACCAAAACAAACAGACCAGAGAUCUGGAAAAAAAAGGCCUGGAGAGGACAUUAACUGUCAUUUACUGGGUGCAGGUGGAUGAUUUCUUAGUUUUCUUGUCGUUGAAGUCAGGAAGAAAAAGCUGGCUGUCCAUAGAUACUCUUUGUCAAGACAGAAAGGUGCUUUGCUGGCUGCCAGCCUCUCUGGGAGGACCAAGCAGGGAAAGGAAAAGCCUCACUGGGAGGCCCUGCUGAUACAGAAUCACUUUUCCACUGGCCAUGUUUGGAUGCGAUGCUUGUCUCUGUGGAUCUAACACAGACUGUAUGGCCUGAUUACACAGCCCUGGUAUUCAGAUAGUGCUGGAGGGAAGGGAUAAUGCAUAUCCUUCCCAAUCUGGAACAAGAAGCCACCAUGAGCAACGUCACAGUCACCGACAACACCGAACCCAUCAGCCGCACCAUGAGUCCGGCGACCCCGAGCCCCUACUCUUAUCCUGUCAGUUUCCAGGUCUCCCUGACUGGAUUCCUCAUGCUGGAAAUCCUCCUGGGCAUGAGCUCAAACCUCACUGUACUUGCCCUCUACUGUAUGAAGUCGAACCUCAUUAGCUCUGUCAGUAACAUUGUCACGAUGAACCUCCAUGUAUUGGAUGUGCUGAUUUGUGUGUGCUGCAUCCCCCUCACUAUCGUGGUGGUGCUGCUGUCCCUGGAGGGAGACACAGCACUUGUCUGCUGCUUCCAUGAAGCCUGUGUCUCCUUUGCUAGUGUUGCCACUGCCGCUAAUGUGCUUGCCAUCACCCUUGAUCGCUAUGACAUCUCAGUCAAACCAGCUAACAGAGUACUGACUAUGGGCCGUGCCCUGACUCUGCUGGCUGCCAUUUGGGUGCUAUCCUUUGUUAGUUUCCUUGUACCCUUUAUUGAAGUGGGCUUUUUUGCACAGGGCCAUGCUGAGCUGAACCAAACAGCUGUGGAGAAUGUGGUCCACACUAACCAGUACUAUACAGACCUUGGCUUGUAUUACCACUUGCUUGCUCAGAUACCCAUUUUCUUCUUUACUGUUGUUGUCAUGCUCAUCACCUACUCAAAGAUCCUGCAAGCACUCAAUAUUCGCAUCGGUACCCGUUUCCACGCUUCACAGAAGAAGAAGGCUCGCAGGAAAAAGUGUCCAUCCAUGACGGCCAUGACACCACAGCAAGAGGCCACAGAUGGAUCGCAGAGCAGUAGCAGCCGCAACCCCACACUGGGUAUGCGUACUUCUGUGUCUGUAAUCAUUGCCCUGCGCAGGGCUGUUAAACGCCACAGAGAAAGGCGAGAGCGCCAAAAAAGAGUUUUCAGGAUGUCUCUCCUGAUUGUGUCUACUUUCCUCCUGUGCUGGACACCCAUCACAGUACUCAACACAGUCAUCCUGAGUGUGGGCCCCAGUGACCUAAUGGUCAAGUUGAGACUGGGCUUCCUGGUCAUGGCUUAUGGGACCACUAUCUUUCACCCUCUACUCUAUGCCUUUACAAGACAGAAGUUCCAGAAAGUCUUGAAAAGCAAGAUGAAGAAGAGAGUGGUGUCCAUCAUUGAGGCAGAUCCCACACCUAAUAACGCCAUCAUCCACAACUCCUGGAUCGACCCAAAGAGGAACAAAAAGGUGACAUUUGGGGACAAAGAUGCUCAACAGAAAUGUCUGUCUUCUGAGGAUGUGGAGUGAAGGAACUCAUUACACAGUCAAUAAAAGCAGCUAAAACUGA